This is a messenger RNA of Colossoma macropomum (tambaqui), 640 nucleotides long. RefSeq names its product galactose-specific lectin nattectin-like. Gene Ontology annotation, molecular function: signaling receptor activity. Lineage: Eukaryota; Metazoa; Chordata; Actinopteri; Characiformes; Serrasalmidae. The record is from RefSeq and is a predicted model, not a curated record. The transcript has 7 exons. The coding region runs from base 85 to 597 and encodes 170 amino acids.
GAUCUCAAACUCCUGCAGCCAGACACACAGAUAAACUCCACAGAGAAAAAAAACAGCUGCCAGUUCGGUGUUUUGCCCACUGCGAUGGCAAUCUGGACAGUUUUCCUGUUUCUUGGGCUUUUGCUUGCUCCAGAAGGGGUAGCACAACUACGCCAUGCGUUCAUUACUUGUCCACCUGAAUGGUCUGCAUUUGGAAGAUGCUUCAAGUUUUUCAAAACUGAACUCAAAUGGACUGAGGCAGAGACUGAAUGCUUAAAGUACGGUGGGAAUCUUGCUUCAGUGAGAAGCCAUCGAGAAAACCUCUUUUUACAGCACCUCAUCAAACAAGCCACUGGCUCGUUCACUCGGGCCUGGCUAGGCGCCAGUGACUGUGUAACAGAAGGAACAUGGCUCUGGUCUGAUGGAUCCAAAAUGAGCUUCAAGAACUGGGGUCCCACUCAACCCAGUAACUACCUGGGAAAGGAAAACUGCCUUGAGAUAAACUAUGGAGAUACUUAUCAGUGGAACGAUGAUGCGUGUGAUGUUCGCAAGCCAUUUGUUUGUGCCUUGAUGAGAGGAAGAGGAGAAAAAGAAGAAAAAUUAAAUGAUCAUGAAUGAUCAAUGAAUGUUACAAUAAGAUUCAAUAAACGUUAAGCAAGUG